GAGUAACGUUAGUCCUGAAGAAUCACGGUGACGUAUAUUAUGAGACCACAUUUCUAUAUGUUAUACGGAUCCAUUGUGGGGUACUGCAAACAGAAGACACCAUCUUCUUAAAACAAAAUUUUUUGAAUGUACUUGUGAUCGAUGCAAGGAUCCCACAGAAUUUGGAACAAUGUUUAAUGCUUUAAAGUGCAAUCGAAUGAAUUGUCCAGGAUACAUGUUACCAAAAACUUUUUUUGAACAGGAACAGGAUUAUAUAUGCAAAAUUUGUGAAUCAAUUGUUCCUUAUGCGGAAAUUGAAAAAAUAUUAGAAAAUAUUGGUAUAUACCUUUCAACCAUGAAGAAAAAUGACAUUAUUGCAUGUAACGAAUUUAUAAGUCGUUACGAAAGUACUCUCCACCCAAAUCAUUUUUACAACAUUGAUGUAACGAUUGCUCUGGCUCAAUUGAUUGGACAACAAACUGGAGGAUUAGCAGCAGUAGAAAAAGAUCUUCUCAUCGAGAAAAUAGAAUUAUGCAAAAAACUGGAUAAAUUGCUCAAGACACUCGUUCCUGCUGAAAAUCGAAUUCGAGGCCUGAUUCUUUUCGAAUUACAUGCAGCCCACGCACACCUUAGUAGGAGACAUACAGAAAUGGAGAUUUUAGUGCCAUUAUUGGUAAGAUGAAAUAUCAAAUUUGACACAUACUUAAAUAAUACUACAUAUUUAAAUAAUAAUAUAUAUGUCGAUGAUGAAAGGACACCGGAGCCUUCCCUUUAGAAUUUUGGGAAAGUCCCUUAACACUUUAAUCUAGAUUCUACCAUAGCCGUAAUUAAGCAAUUGUCGUCAUUCAAUCCGACUGUGUUUGUUCGGGAUU
Bombus terrestris (buff-tailed bumblebee) is the source of this 851-nucleotide messenger RNA. RefSeq lists its product as uncharacterized. The transcript is spliced from 4 exons. Bases 170 to 661 code for a protein of 163 amino acids. Lineage: Eukaryota; Metazoa; Arthropoda; Insecta; Hymenoptera; Apidae. The record is from RefSeq and is a predicted model, not a curated record.